GAAAGAAAGAGAUCAGAGUGUAGAAGAAGAAUGGAGAAGGCAAAUGUCAACUUCAAAGAUUUGAUGCCCACAAAGCUACAGCCAUGUAAACAUUUAGUGGCGAAUGCGACAGGUGGGGCAUCAUAUAUCUUGGGUUUCCUCCUUGUAGUCUUUCUAUCCAAUAUUGCCCAUGCCCUUCUAAGAACUUUUCAACAGCCAAGGAUGGUUGCAGAAACUCUUGUAGGGAUAAUUGCGGGCAACAUCGUGCUUACCCAGGAAGAACUCUUUGCAAACAUACAACAAACCUUGGAUAAUAUCAAGGACUUUGGUAUGAUUUGCCAUAUGUUUGCGUUGGGUCUAGAAAUGGAUCCCUGCAUACUCUUUCAACGGCCAACUCGAGAGGCUAUGGUGGCCUAUUCUGGAAUGCUCUCUACAUUUAUACUAGCAUGCCUUUUGACUCCAUUUUUUCAUUAUUCGGAGGUCCCAAACUACAAAUUCACCUUCUCCCUCUCCGUUACCCUCACUGGCACUGCCUCUCCCCUGCUAACCCGCAUAAUCACUGACCUCAAGAUUGGGAAAUCGGACAUAGGACGACUUGUAGUUGCAGCUGGAAUACACUCUGAUUUGGUAUCAACUCUUCUCAUCUCCAUUGGGUUUGUUAUCCUUUCAGCCGACAAAAAUCUCAGUGUCAGGGAUUGCAAGAGUAUCUUGACGAUAACUUCUACCUUGAUACCUCAAGCACUAAUCACCGCCAUGAUAUCUCCAAUUUUCAUGGGCUGGGUCAAUCAUGAAAACCCGGAAGGAAAACCUCUGAAAGGCUCCCACAUGGUGCUCUCGGUAGCUUUUGUGGUCAUAAGCUGCAGCUGUUCGGCUUUGGCAGGGUAUAGCCCCGUGAUGAGCGCCUUCAUAUCAGGAAUUGCUUUGCCUAGGGAGGGCAGACUCUCAAAGAUGAUGAUUAGCAAAGUCAACUACUUCUUGAACAACAUCUUCUAUCCAAUUUUUUUUGUUUGGGUGGGCUUGAUGGUCAUUUUUCCCAAGUUCCAUCCUGGCAGCCCCUGGACAUGGGCAAGAAUGAUUUUCAUUUUUGUGAUUGCAACAUUGGGAAAAGUUGUUGGAACCUUCCUGUCAGGGUUGAUGUUUGGAUUUAAUCACCCAGAAUCGGUUGCACUUGGUUUACUUCUUAAUGUCAAGGGCCAUUUUCAUAUGUACUUAGCCCUUUCCGCUGUACAGAAUGAAAUCACCACUAAUUCAACCGGCAUUGGGUUGACACUUGCAAUUUUCUGCACUGUGGUCUACGCCCCAUCAGUGGUGGCCUACAUCAUUGGACGUGCAAGGAGGAAACGCUCACCAAAUCAGCGGAUGGCACUUCAAUGGCUCGACCCCACAAACGAGCUUAGAAUCCUGCUAUGCGUCCAUGGCCCUCAAGAAUUACCUUCUGCCAUCAACUUCAUUGAGAUAUCUCGGGGGAGAGAUGAUCCUGCGAUCAUGGUGUAUGUGACUGAUAUGAUCGAGCUCACUGAACAAAUAGAGUCCACACUUGUACGCAAUGAAGGAAUGGAAGUGGCGACUGUGACAGACAAGAUAGUGGUAGAGAUGAGAGACCAAAUCACUAGUGCAAUCAAAACUUAUGAAGAGGAGCAUAGCGAAAGUGGUGUAACCCUCCGGCGAAUGUUAGCUCUCUCAUCAUUCAGUGUCAUGCACCAAGAUAUUAGCAUUUUGGCAGAGAACUUGCUCGUUUCUCUCGUUGUACUGCCAUUCCACAAGUACCAGGCAUCAGAUGGGAACAUGAUUGAAGCCCAGUCCAAGCUCCGGUACGUGAACAGAAAGGUGCUUCAGUAUGCUCCUUGCUCCGUGGGGAUACUGGUGGAUCGGGGUUUUGGAGUGACCAACAAAAUAUCAAGAUCAUCUAUAUUUCUAAAUGCAGCAGUCAUUUUCAUUGGUGGCAAAGACGAUAGGGAAGCGCUUGCCUAUGCCAGCCAUGUGGCCCUGCACCCCGGAGUGAAACUCACAGUCAUUAGAUUCCUAUUGGAUACCAAUGCAAUUGCCAAAUCCACAAGGCUCGGCACCUGCAAGAUUAGCCUUCCUGAGCAAGAAGAGGAGAUGAAGCUUGAUGAUGAGUUCUUCGCUGACUUCUAUGAGAGACAUGUUGGAGGGCACGUUGCUUACGUGGAGAAGUAUCUUGCAAAUUCAGCUGAGACCAUGUCAGCUCUGCAGUCAUUAGAAGGGAAAUAUGGACUCAUCAUCGUUGGCCGAGGGGGGAGGGUGAAUUCAGCAUUGACAGCUGGGAUGAAUGAUUGGGAGCAGUGCCCAGAAUUAGGUCCCAUUGGUGAUCUUCUUUCGGGGUCUAGUUCAGUAGUUUCCGCCUCCAUUUUAAUCAUCCAGCAACACCGUCCUAAAGGAGAAAUAGCUGGCCUCACCGAAGAAUUUUCGGUUAUGUAA
Messenger RNA from Vitis vinifera (wine grape), 2418 nucleotides. RefSeq names its product cation/H(+) antiporter 28. Gene Ontology annotation, molecular function: antiporter activity. Lineage: Eukaryota; Viridiplantae; Streptophyta; Magnoliopsida; Vitales; Vitaceae. The record is from RefSeq and is a predicted model, not a curated record. The transcript is spliced from 4 exons. Gene Ontology annotation, biological process: regulation of pH; proton transmembrane transport. Bases 31 to 2418 code for a protein of 795 amino acids. Gene Ontology annotation, cellular component: membrane; endomembrane system.